AUGAGCGCCUUGUCGGAGCGGCAGCGCGAGGAGCUGCACCGUGCGCUGCUCGAGUACCUCUCUCAGAGCGAGUUUCACGAGGCGUACGAUGCGCUGAAGAAUUGCACCGCGCUGGAGCACACGCCGGACGCCAAAGGCAAGUAUGCGGGCCUCCUCGAGAAAAAAUGGCUCAGCACGAUCCGCCUCCAGAAAAAGAAUAUGGAGCUCGAAAACAAGGUGCGGCAGCUCGAGAAGGAGCUGAAUGCAGCACCUAGUGCACGGAGAGGUGCGUCCGUCCAGGACUGGUACCCCCGGAACCCCGCGCGGCACGUCCUGGUCGGCCACCGGCAGGUGGUGACCGACGUCGCGUUCCAUCCCCAGUUUAGCCAGCUGGCGACAGCGAGCGACGACGCGACGAUCAAAAUAUGGGACUGGGAAACGGGCGAGCUGGAGCAGACGCUCAAAGGGCAUACAAAGCCCGUGCAGUCUGUCGCAUUCGACCACAGCGGGCAGUAUCUGGUCUCCUGCUCGUCCGACCUCAGCGUCAAGAUAUGGGACAUUGCAGCAGGCUGGAAGAACGUGCGCACGCUACACGGCCACGAGCACAGCGUGUCGUGCGUCCGCUUCCUGCCGGGCGACCGGCACAUUGUCUCUGCCUCGCGCGACCGCACACUGCGUGUGUGGGAGACUGCGACAGGCUUUUGCACACGCACGCUGCACGGCCAUGACGACUGGGUGCGCACGGUGGACGUGUCGGAGGAUGGCCGCACGUUGGUCAGCGGCUCCAACGACCAUACCCUCCGGCUGUGGGACGCGCAAACGGGCGAGGCGCGGCACGAGCUGCGGGGCCACGAGCACGUCGUCGAGUGCGUCGCAUUCGCACCGAUGUCCGCCUACGCCAACAUCCGCACGCUCGCGGGCAUCCGCAUGCCGCGCGACGAUCCGAGCGCGUCGCUUCCCGGCCAAUACAUUGCUUCCGGUUCGCGCGACAAGACGAUCCGCGUAUGGAGCCAGCAGGGACAAUGCCUGCGCGUACUGUCUGGACACGAUAAUUGGGUACGCGCGCUGGCCUUUUCGCCCAGCGGCAAGCACCUCGUCUCGGUCAGCGACGACCGCACGAUGCGUGUAUGGGAGUUAAGUAGUGGCCGGUGCGUGCAGACCGUCGAUGCGCACAGUCACUUUGUGACGAGCCUUGCGUGGGGCCGCAGCCGCGUCUCGGACGCAUCAGACUCCAGCGCCGAGCCCACAGCGCAUCCCGUGAAUGUCGUCGCGACCGGCUCGGUGGAUCUCUCCGUCAAGGUCUGGGCGCCGUAG
Molecule: messenger RNA, 1293 nt
Organism: Malassezia japonica
Lineage: Eukaryota; Fungi; Basidiomycota; Malasseziomycetes; Malasseziales; Malasseziaceae
Gene: LIS1
Product: Lissencephaly-1
Exons: 4
Coding region: 1-1293 (430 amino acids)
Biological process (GO): establishment of mitotic spindle orientation; vesicle transport along microtubule; microtubule organizing center organization
Cellular component (GO): cytoplasmic microtubule; microtubule associated complex; nuclear envelope
Molecular function (GO): dynein complex binding; microtubule plus-end binding
Source: RefSeq, a predicted model, not a curated record